ACACCAUGGUGUGGAAGGAAACGUGUUGGACGCUCUCCAUGCUCCUGCUGCGUCGGGAAAGGACCAAUGAAGAGAGGAUCGCAUGGAGACUCCAGAAGGAAAAGAUCGUCAAGGGUGGUUCACGAAUCCUUCGCUGGCUGAUCCUCAUCGACAUCAUUCUGUUCGGCUUGUGGGUGGUGGCACCGCGGAUACCUUUCGACACGAACGCCAAUCUGGCCGCACAAGCGGCGCCAGAACGAAACAUGGAUCACCACAACGCAGGGCAGAUGUAUGAACCGGACGGGUACAACGAAGGGGGCGAAGCAGAGUGGUACGAUGCCUACCAUCAUGCCGAGCAUGACAAGUACAGUGACUUAGUUGGACGGCAAGACGGUGCUGCCCACCCGGGUGCUCAUCAUUCAGGUAACGUGCGGUAACAUUCAUACACAGGCCUUACAUGUAAGCACCUUGUACAAAGCAUGGACACCGUGUAUAAGGCAAAUCGCUGUUUUUCAUUCACUCAGCAUAUGUGGGCUACUACAGCGAAAGAUGCAUUGUUGCCAUCAAGCCGAACGGGGGAUAGAAUUUUUUUUUUCUUUUUACAUGUUUUCAAAAAUGUUGAAUUCAUUGCAGAUUACUUUUGUUGUUGUAGAACUUGUAUAGAUAGAUAGGUCAGCCUUUUCUUGCCCUUCUUAUUUGCAUGAUAGGACACAGACCUUUGCUGCUACUGCCGCGACAAUGAAGUUGCAAGUUCGAUACCGGCAGCAACCGCAUUCUGAUGGAGCCAAAGUUCAAAAUCACUCGUAUAUUUAAAUUCGGGCUCACGCUCAAGAACGACUGCAAGUCAAAAUUAUUCUGUUUCCCUCUCUUUCCAAUCACAGGAUGCCUCUCAAAUCCUGUUAGUGUAAUAAUGCUCUGUGGCAUUAUUUCCCACGCAGGAAUGAAUUGAUUAAGCAAGCAAACAAAUAAUCAACUUAUAAAGCCGUCCA
Dermacentor andersoni is the source of this 968-nucleotide messenger RNA. RefSeq lists its product as uncharacterized. The record is from RefSeq and is a predicted model, not a curated record. Lineage: Eukaryota; Metazoa; Arthropoda; Arachnida; Ixodida; Ixodidae.